This is a messenger RNA of Exophiala bonariae, 1353 nucleotides long. It is a transcript of the gene TUB1, whose product is annotated as alpha-tubulin. Lineage: Eukaryota; Fungi; Ascomycota; Eurotiomycetes; Chaetothyriales; Herpotrichiellaceae. The transcript is spliced from 5 exons. Gene Ontology annotation, molecular function: GTP binding; structural constituent of cytoskeleton. The record is from RefSeq and is a predicted model, not a curated record. Bases 1 to 1353 code for a protein of 450 amino acids. Gene Ontology annotation, cellular component: cytoplasm; microtubule. Gene Ontology annotation, biological process: microtubule cytoskeleton organization; mitotic cell cycle.
AUGCGCGGAGAAGUCUGCCACCUGCAUAUUGGGCAGGCUGGUACCCAGCUGGGUAACGCCGCUUGGGAACUAUAUCUUCUCGAACACGGACUCAAGGCUGAUGGCCGUCCUGACCCUGAUGCGAACGUCGGCGAUCCCGGUUCAUAUGAAACCUUCUUCAAUGAAACCAGUGGCAAUAAACACGUUCCUCGUUCCAUCUUUGUCGACCUGGACCCCUCCCCCAUUGACGAAAUCCGCACUGGAAAAUACAGAUCACUCUUCCAUCCUGAGCUGCUGGUAAGUGGUAAGGAGGACGCUGCCAACAACUAUGCCCGAGGUCACUACACCGUUGGAAAGGAGUUGGUCGAUGAUGUCCUAGAUAAAAUACGCAGAGUCGCUGACAACUGCACUUCCCUACAAGGUUUCCUGAUCUUUCACUCCUUCGGAGGUGGUACUGGCUCUGGUUUUGGUGCCCUUCUUCUAGAGAGACUUUCCGUCGACUAUGGCAAGAAGUGCAAGCUCGAGUUCGCCGUUUACCCUGCUCCUCAAGUGUCUUCGUCCGUGGUCGAGCCUUACAACGCCGUUCUCUCCACCCACAGCACCAUCGAGCAUGCCGAUUGUACCUUUCUAGUGGACAACGAAGCUGUGUACGAUAUUUGCCGUCGCAGUCUUGACAUUCCUCGACCAGAUUACGAACAUUUGAACCGUCUCAUCGCUCAGGUGGUCUCUUCUGUCACCUCAAGCUUACGCUUUGAUGGCGCGUUGAAUGUGGACUUGAACGAAUUCCAAACAAACUUGGUCCCAUACCCCCGAAUCCACUACCCGCUCAUCUCAUAUGCCCCUGUGGUUUCCACCAAGCGAUCAUCUCAUGAAAGUUUCAAAGUCCACGAUCUGACCCUCCAGUGCUUCGAGCCUAACAACCAGAUGGUGGUUUGCGAUCCUCGAAAUGGAAAAUACAUGGCUGUCGCGCUACUCUACCGUGGUGACGUUGUUCCCCGUGAUACUAACGCUGCUAUCGCUUCCCUCAAGGCCAAGUCCAGCUUCCAUUUGGUCGAUUGGUGUCCAACUGGCUUCAAGGUCGGAAUCAACUACCAACCACCCAUGCCCGUUCCAGGUGGCGAACUCGCUCGCGUUGACCGCUCAGUCAGUAUGCUAUCCAAUACGACAGCCAUUGCUGAGGCAUGGAGCCGGCUAGACCACAAAUUCGAUCUUAUGUAUUCCAAGCGUGCUUUCGUUCACUGGUACGUGGGAGAAGGCAUGGAAGAAGGAGAAUUCUCUGAGGCCAGAGAAGAUCUUGCUGCUUUGGAGAAAGAUUAUGAAGAGGUUGCUAGCGACAGCGUGGAGGCCGAAGACGAAACUGGUGCUGAGUAUUAG